Messenger RNA from Darwinula stevensoni, 1092 nucleotides. NCBI's taxonomy places the organism in Eukaryota, Metazoa, Arthropoda, Ostracoda, Podocopida, Darwinulidae. The record is from the annotation of a GenBank genome assembly.
AUGGGGAAGAAAGCAGAGAAAGGGAAGAUGGAGAAAGGCCAUCUGGAAUUACUUUCAACCAUGGAUUAUGGCAUCCCUGGAUUUUCUCAGCUUUUCGGGUUCAUACCUGCACAUCCUACCAAGCGAAUCCUGUGGGCCACUAUUUUCCUUUUGUGCCUGUCCAUCACCGUCUACCAGGUGACAUCAUUCUUCAGUGAGUAUGCAUCCUGGCCAGUGACAAAGAAAUUCGAUUGGGCUUACCAAGGAACGGCUCCGUUUCCUUCCAUCACGCUGUGCAAUGAAAACAGCUUCAAACCAAAGGUGGUGAAAGAAUAUUUAAAGUCGGGAGUGGUGAUGUCAUCUUACCCGAUCAAAGACUGGGACUUUAAACAUUUUAAGGACGGUCAAGAAAUCCUGAAUGCAAUCAACAGGAGCUUCUUACACCUGGAAGACGCCCUUCAGGGAUGCCUACUAUCUGGGAAACCUUGCUCGGAUGUGGGAUGGUGGACAGAGAAAGUCACGGAAUCCCAAGGUCUCUGCCAUACCUUCCAACCAGACCCAAAUAAGCCCAUGCCGACGGGAGGAGGCAGGCUGAAGGGCUAUAUUUUGAAUUUCACUGAUAGUGGUGACUGGUUCUGCGAUUCCAAGGAUCCCAUCUGUGGUCAUGUGCAAGACAGCGGGUGGCAGAUCUUCCUGAACGAGGGGAUGCACACGGACAGAGAUGCCGUGUGGAACGACGAGGUGAUCCAACUGGCAUCAGGAGAAACGAGGCGGUAUCGGGUCUUAACGACUGAAGAGACCCUCCUCAACAGGCCGGGGUUUCCAUGUUUCGAUAGGAACAAUUUCAGCACUACAUUGAAUUGCUUGGAGACGUGCCUCUAUCGCAACAUCCUUGGGCUGGCCAAUGUGACGUGCUGGCCCUACUGGAUGCCGACCCUGGCUGACUUUCGCCCGAGACCCUGUGGCACGGAACAGGAAUAUCAAAGGAUUUGGCUCGUGUCUGGGAAGCUACUCGAAUCGGACAUUGCUCAGAAUGAUCUCAUCGACGUACAGGAAUCAGAAUCUGCUGUUUAUCCUAGAGAGCUUAACUACAGGGUGUCUCAUAAAGUUUAA